UCCCUGCUCAGCAGUGGACCAAGCUCUGCCCAUCCUGUGUGUGGGCUCAGUUUGGAAGAGCUGGGAGCUUCUCAAGCCAGGUUUCACCGGGGUCCUUGCUGGAGUGGCAGCAUCUGAGAAGUUCAGGGGUCGUUUCCAUGGCUACAGCCUCAUGACUCUGCAGCAGUCAUCUGCACUUGGCGGAGCCAGCCUAGGGGCCAAGAGCGUGGGUGCCACGGUAACCCUGGAUUAUGUCAGCAAUGCCAAACUCUUCUACCAACAGACCUUCAACAGCAACCAAUGAAAAGUUUCUCUGUGUGUGUGUGUGUCUGUAUGUGUGUGUGUGUGUGGGAGGGUUGUUUGGUCAAAUGACCUUUGAAUGCAAUGAGAAUGAUUUUCUAACACAAGAUAUUUUGACAACUUGAUUUGUUGUGUCCUUAUCACUCACAUUAUCACAGCUGUGGGGGAAAAAGCAAACACUCAGCCGUUCGGCCAUAGAUCUGUAUAUAAAAGAUCGAGUGAUGCUACUUUUGAUCGCUGAUGUCGGGCAGAAUCAAAACUUACACCGACCGGGUAACUGUGGAAGAAAACUGAGGAGUGAAAAUUAACGCAACCCCUCGGUUGUUCAGUCACCCGCAUCCCUGCAUCACAUUACAUUUGUUGAAGUGCAAGGUAUAUUCUUGCCAAAUACUUUCCCUUUCUUGGAACGUAAGCCCACCUCAAAAGGUUUGAGGUCCAGUAGGUCCAGACCUCUUUUUUUUUUUUUUUACCUGACCCCAAAAUGGCGGAAUAAACUGUCUAACAUCAGGACUCAUAUAAUUUAUUCAUUAAAGGCCUGAAGGGUCAGGGAAAAACUAAAACCACCACUAAUUUAGAAAAGGUAAAGGAUGAUACUGAAUGAAAUGAGAAGGUGAAAAGUAAAUAAAUAGAAAUAAAUGGGAUGGAUGAAACACAGAUUAGUGUGUAUAUAGAAGGUCUGUCUGUAUUCUGUUCCUAUAAUCAAGGGUGACUGAAGAGCAAGUGGGAAGUAGUAGUAAAGGCGGUGGUAUUCAUCCACCCAUCCAUCCAUUAUCUGAACCGCUCAUCCUGCUCUCAGGGUGGCGGGGAUGCUGGAGCCUAUCCCAGCAGCCAUCGGGCGGCAGGCGGGGGCGGGCGGGUAUUCAUGGUCGUUAAUAUUUCAGUUUCUGGUGCCAGCCCGGGGUUUUCUAGCUAAGACGUGGUCAGCGGCGUUUUCAAAAGUCUCGGGUUUUUAGGGGUCGGACAACUCUGGGGCAGUGUGGACGCUCGGUGAGAGUUGCACAUUUGACCCAGGGCAAACUUUUCACUUUUGGUUUGAUGGAUAAAGAAGGGACAGAUGAAGGCGUUGCAUUAUUAUGCUUACAGAGAAUGUGUAUAAGAGAUUGCUGGAUCUGGGGGGGGGGGGGGUUAU
Messenger RNA from Lampris incognitus (smalleye Pacific opah), 1408 nucleotides. RefSeq names its product N-acetylglucosamine kinase (gene nagk). The annotation marks the transcript as partial. Lineage: Eukaryota; Metazoa; Chordata; Actinopteri; Lampriformes; Lampridae. The transcript is spliced from 2 exons. The record is from RefSeq and is a predicted model, not a curated record. Gene Ontology annotation, molecular function: N-acetylglucosamine kinase activity.